Molecule: messenger RNA, 2395 nt
Organism: Trichosurus vulpecula (common brushtail)
Lineage: Eukaryota; Metazoa; Chordata; Mammalia; Diprotodontia; Phalangeridae
Gene: SYN1
Product: synapsin I
Exons: 13
Coding region: 1-2127 (708 amino acids)
Biological process (GO): neurotransmitter secretion
Cellular component (GO): synaptic vesicle membrane; synaptic vesicle
Molecular function (GO): ATP binding
Source: RefSeq, a predicted model, not a curated record
AUGAAUUACCUCCGGCGCCGCCUGUCCGACAGCAACUUCAUGGCCAACCUGCCCAACGGCUACAUGACCGAUCUGCAGCGGCCGCAGCCGCCCCCGCCCCCACCCAGCGGCCCAGCGCCCCCUUCGGGAGGCUCGGGCAGCGUGUCACCCGCCGAGCGGCCCCUGCCUGCGGCCGCGCCCAGCCCCGGCCCCGGCCCCAGCCCCGGCCCCGGCCCGGGCCCGGGCCCCGGCUCCGGCUCCGGGCUGGGCGGGGGCGGCGCAGGCGGCUUCUUCUCGUCGCUGUCCAACGCAGUGAAGCAGACCACCGCGGCGGCCGCGGCCACCUUCAGCGAGCAAGUGGGGGGCGUGGCCGGGGGCUCCGGGGGCUCCAGCCGGGGCAGCAAGACCCUGCUGGUGAUCGACGAGGGGCCCACGGACUGGGCCAAGUACUUCAAGGGGAAGAAGAUCCAUGGGGAGAUUGACAUCAAGGUGGAGCAGGCUGAGUUCUCACACCUGAACCUGGUGGCCCAUGCUAAUGGUAGCUUCUCUGUGGACAUGGAGGUGAUUCGGAACGGAGUGAAAGUGGUUCGGUCCCUGAAGCCAGACUUCGUACUGAUCCGCCAGCAUGCCUUCAGUAUGGCCCGCAAUGGAGACUACCGCAGCCUGGUCAUUGGGUUGCAGUAUGCAGGCAUCCCCAGCGUUAAUUCCUUGCACUCAGUGUACAACUUCUGUGACAAGCCCUGGGUGUUUGCCCAGAUGGUACGGCUGCACAAGAAACUGGGAGCUGAGGAGUUUCCUCUCAUUGACCAGACCUACUAUCCUAACCACAGGGAGAUGCUCACCACAGCCAGAUACCCUGUAGUGGUGAAGAUGGGCCAUGCUCAUUCGGGCAUGGGAAAGGUGAAAGUAGAGAAUCAGUAUGACUUCCAGGACAUUGCUAGUGUGGUGGCACUGACCAAGACCUAUGCCACAGCAGAGCCCUUCAUUGAUGCCAAGUAUGAUGUCCGGGUGCAGAAGAUCGGCCACAGCUAUAAGGCCUACAUGAGGACUUCGGUGUCUGGGAGCUGGAAAACCAACACAGGCUCAGCCAUGCUGGAGCAAAUUGCGAUGUCUGACAGGUACAAGCUGUGGGUAGACACAUGUUCAGAAAUCUUUGGGGGCCUGGACAUCUGUGCUGUGGAGGCCCUGCAUGGCAAGGAUGGCCGUGACCACAUCAUUGAGGUGGUUGGCUCCUCCAUGCCACUCAUUGGGGAUCAUCAGGAUGAGGACAAGCAGCUCAUCGUGGAGCUUGUGGUUAACAAGAUGGGCUUAGCUUUGCCUAGGCCCCGGGAGGCCUCUCCUGGCCGAGGAUCCCACUCUCAGGCUCUGUCACCAGGGGCGCAGGCUGGGGGUAGGCCAGCGGGGCCUCCAGCUCAGCAGCGUCCCGCACCACAGGGGGGCCCCCAGCAGCCCGGGCCGGGACCGCAGCGCCACGGCCCCCCUUCCCAGCAGCGCCCCCCGCCUCAGGGCCAGCCGCUCCAGGGCCUGGGCCCCCAGGCAGCCGCGGCGGCGCAGCCGCGCCUCCCCAGCCCCAGCGGGCAGGCACCGUCGGGAUCCGGCCGCCAGCCACGUCCGUCGGGCUCGGGGGCCGGCCCGCAGGCGCGCGGCUCCCCGCAGCCGCCCCCACAGCAGCCGCAGCCGCCUCCGCAGCCGCCGGCGGCCCAGGGCCCGCGCCAGGGCAGCCAGUCCCCGCAGCCGCAGCCGCGCCAGGCCGGGCCCACCCGGGGCCAGGCGGCCGGGGGCCCGCAGAGGGCUCCGCAGCGAGCGCCGCCCGGGCCUCCGGCGGGCCCCACGCGGCAGCUGAGCCAGGCGGGCCCCCAGGCCGGCCGCCCGGCCUCCGGGCCGCCCACCACGCAGCAGCCGCGGCCCAGCACCCAGGGCCGCGCCCCCGCCGGACCCGGGCAGCCCAAGCCCCAGCUAGCUCAGAAGCCGAGCCAGGACGCGCCGGCCGCGGCCCCGCAGCUGAACAAAUCCCAGUCUCUGACCAAUACCUUCAACCUUCCAGACCCGGCCCCGGCCCCGCCCCGGCCCAGCCUUAGCCAGGACGAGGUGAAGGCGGAGACCAUCCGCAGCCUGAGGAAAUCCUUCGCGAGCCUCUUCUCCGACUGAUCCCCCUCCCUUCCCCCUUCCCCCUUCCCCCCCGAGGUGUGACACCCCUCCCCCCCAGCACCCGGGAUGGCUGUGUCUUUAAAUAUGCAAAUCACCGGGCGCUCCCCGUCCCCUCGGACCGGGGCGCUCCUCUCUCUCUCUCGCUCCCCCCGCUCUGUGCGCGUGCGUGUCAGUGUGCCGUCCGUGUGCCUGCCUGUGACCCUCGUGCCGCCGCUUGGCGUGUGUUGGAGUUUCUCGUGAAGCCUGUGAUGCGCGCAGUGAAGCUGUA